Messenger RNA from Coffea eugenioides, 1380 nucleotides. RefSeq names its product purine permease 3-like. The record is from RefSeq and is a predicted model, not a curated record. Gene Ontology annotation, molecular function: purine nucleoside transmembrane transporter activity. Gene Ontology annotation, cellular component: membrane. The coding region runs from base 109 to 1161 and encodes 350 amino acids. The transcript is spliced from 2 exons. NCBI's taxonomy places the organism in Eukaryota, Viridiplantae, Streptophyta, Magnoliopsida, Gentianales, Rubiaceae.
GGACCACAUUUAAUUAGUCCAGAAUCAAGUUUGGUGAUUACAAUCUUUUGCAGCCCUUUCUUGAUUCAUUCAGAAACACGAAGCUUGGCGAUAAUCAAGUAGACGAAAAUGGAAGCUCAACUCAUUAGCAACCCUACGAGAAAAUUACUGCUUAUGGUAAGCAUCAUUUUACUAACCGUCGGGGCAUGCGGCGGUCCGUUGAUCAUGCGUCUCUAUUUCCUCCAUGGAGGCAAAAGAAUAUGGUUAACAGGGUGGCUACAAACUGCAGCAUGGCCUCUCAUUCUCAUCCCACUUGUAGCUUCGUAUUGCAAUCGUCGCAAGAAACACGAAGGAGGCUCCCACACCAAACUAGUCCUAAUCGAUCUUCGGACGCUCAUAUCAGGAGUAAUCAUCGGUUGCCUAGUCGGCUUAUCCAAUCACUUGUAUUCCUUUGGCGUCGGGCACUUGCCCGUGUCAACCAACUCCCUCAUCCUUGCGACUUCGCUAGUUUUCACCGCAUUUUCAGCUUUCAUUCUCGUCGGCCAAAAGUUUAAUGCGUAUACGGUAAACGCCAUAGUGCUGUUGACACUGGGAUCAGUGGUUUUGGCAAUUCAUGCUGGGAGUGAAAGACCAAAGGGUGAGAAAAAUAAGAUGUAUAUUCUGGGGUUCAUUUUGACACUUGCAGCUGCAGCCUUGUCUGGGUUUCUUCUACCUUUGAUUGAAUUGACGUACAUGAAGGCCAAGCAGGCAAUCAGCUACACCUUGGUGAUGGAGUUUCAGUUGGUGCUGUGCAUUUCUGCCACGGUUUUCUCAACUGUCGGGAUGCUAGUCAACAAUGACUUCAAGGAAAUUUCCCAAGAGGCAAGAGAAUAUCAACUGGGAGAAACAAAAUAUUACUUGGUCCUAGUUUGGUGUGCCAUUAUUUGGCAAUGUUUCACCGUGGGAUUCACUGGAAUAAUCUUCUGCGCUUCAUCUUUGUUGUCCGGAAUCAUGCUCGCCGCUUUACUUCCAAUCACAGAAGUAUUAGCCGUCAUUUUCUACCAUGAAAAGUUCCAAGCAGAGAAGGGCAUCGCUCUUGCCCUCUCUCUUUGGGGUUUUAUUUCGCACUUUUAUGGUGUUAUCAAGCAUGGCAAGAAGCAGCAAAUUCCAGAAGCAGAGAUGCCUUCAGGCACUGCUCCCUGAUUUUCGGGUUGGUGCUGUAUUUCUCAAGAGUCUAAUUAUUAAUUAAUGUACAAUAAUACAAAAUAUAUAUUGUUAUUGUCAUUUAAUGUACAAAAUAUAUAUUGUUAUUACAUAAUUUACUUUGAGGACAAUAAGGUGUCCAUCUGAACAUUCAAUCGUCAUCUGAACAAUAAGGUUUUGUGGCGUAAUUUGUUAUUAUAUAUUCAUCCCUUUCAAGUA